This is a messenger RNA of Didymella exigua CBS 183.55, 2147 nucleotides long. Its product is annotated as histone deacetylase 1. The transcript has 3 exons. Gene Ontology annotation, molecular function: histone deacetylase activity. NCBI's taxonomy places the organism in Eukaryota, Fungi, Ascomycota, Dothideomycetes, Pleosporales, Didymellaceae. The record is from RefSeq and is a predicted model, not a curated record. Bases 128 to 1981 code for a protein of 617 amino acids.
CCGUCUUUCGUUAUCCGCGUUCGCAUUGUCCAUGCCUCGAUAACAGCGCCCUCGACGCGACCUCUCCCGCCUGCACCGCCGUAGCUCCUCGCCUACCACACCGCCCUCCUCUCCAUCGAUAUCCACCAUGGACUCCGACCACAUGGCGCCCUCGACGGGCGCGCACAGCCUGGUCGGCGGCACCGCGUCGCAACCCAAAAAGGUCGCAUACUUCUACGACUCGGACGUCGGCAACUACGCCUACGUGGCGGGGCACCCUAUGAAGCCGCACCGCAUUCGCAUGGCCCACAGCCUGAUUAUGAACUACGGCCUGUACACCAAGAUGGAGAUUUACCGCGCCAAGCCCGCCUCCAAGUACGAAAUGACGCAGUUCCACACGGACGAGUACAUUGACUUCCUCCACAAGGUCACCCCCGACAACAUGGACAGCUUCGCAAAGGAGCAGAGCAAGUACAAUGUCGGCGAUGACUGUCCCGUCUUUGACGGGCUGUUUGAGUUCUGCGGCAUCAGCGCCGGCGGCACAAUGGAGGGCGCCGCGCGUCUGAACCGGGGAAAGUGCGAUGUCGCUGUCAACUGGGCCGGCGGGCUGCACCACGCCAAGAAGAGCGAGGCCAGUGGCUUCUGCUACGUUAACGACAUUGUGCUGGGCAUCAUCGAGCUGCUUCGCUACAAGCAGCGCGUUCUCUACAUCGACAUUGACGUCCACCACGGCGAUGGCGUCGAGGAGGCCUUCUACACCACCGACCGCGUCAUGACGGUCUCGUUCCACAAGUACGGAGAGUACUUCCCCGGUACCGGUGAGCUUCGCGACAUUGGCGUAGGCGCCGGCAAGAACUACUCGGUCAACUUUCCUCUGCGCGACGGCAUCGACGACGAGGCCUACAGGGCCAUGUUCGAGCCGACCAUCGAGGCCGUCAUGACGCACUACGGCCCCGAGGCCAUUGUGCUCCAGUGCGGUGGUGACAGUCUGUCCGGAGACAGGCUGGGUUGCUUCAACCUAAGCAUGGCGGGCCACGCCAACUGCGUCAAGUACGUCAAGAGCUUCGGCGUGCCGGUCAUUGUGCUCGGCGGCGGCGGUUACACCAUGAGGAACGUUGCCCGGACAUGGGCGUACGAGACUGGCGAGCUGGUGGGAGAGCAAAUGUCGAAGCAGCUGCCCUUUAACGACUACUACGAGUACUUUGCCCCCGACUACGAGCUCGACGUCCGCCCGUCGAACAUGGAGAAUGCCAACUCGCACGACUACUUGCACAAGAUCAAGUCGACCGUCAUCGACAACAUUCGCCGAACAGGCCGGCCUUCUGUAGAGGCCUUUACCAACAUUCCAAACAACCCACUGACACGCGACGACGAAGACUCUGACAUUGACGACGAUGAGGACGCCGACAACAACCCUGACGUGCGCUCGACAGAGCGUCGCCAGGAUCGUCGCAUUGCCAACCCCGCCGACUACGACGAUGACAGCGAGGACGACGAGUACCGGGCCAGCAUGGGCAUCCGAGACCAGCCCGGGAGGGACAAGUCACGGAACAUUACUGCCCACGUGAACCCGGACGCCGCGAAGCCUGACGCGCUCGACAAGCUCGCGGGUCUGGACGAUCUCAACGACGACAGCGCGCUGUCUACACGGCAGACGUCGCCAGCAGGCUCCCGGACGCCCGCCGUUGCAGACGAAGAGGACGGUGAUGUUGACAUGGACGAAGCAGAGCCGGCUGAGCCGGCUGAGCCGGCUGAGACGGCUGCUGCGCCCGAAGCCGGUUCGACCGACUCGCACUCUCCCUCCAACAAUCUGACACCGCCAGAAUCACCCACCGGCGCCGGCGUCCCUGCGCCAGAUGUCGAGAUGGAAGGCACCGAUGAGGCCGCAAAGGCGGAUGUUGCUGAAGAGAAGCAGGCUGAAGAGAAGCAGCAAGGCGAAGCCGAGCGCGACUCUGAAAACGCAAAGGGCGAGGUCCGCACAGAGGUCGCCAAAGACAGCUGAGGAAGCAGGCAUCUGCUCUUCCUCGUAGAGGAGCAUUCUUCUGGCGUUUUGCGUUGCGGUGUCUCUUCACAGCCCACGGGCUGUGUAGUGUUAUGUGUUAUGACAUGGGAGUGGUUUUUGGAUACCUCACUAUUGACAGCUAUGAAUGGCAAUAUCAUUACUUGCU